Molecule: messenger RNA, 331 nt
Organism: Spodoptera littoralis (African cotton leafworm)
Lineage: Eukaryota; Metazoa; Arthropoda; Insecta; Lepidoptera; Noctuidae
Source: the annotation of a GenBank genome assembly
AUGCAUGCUGAUAAAGAAUUCCCAUUUGUCUACUUGCCGGCAGCAUUCAGAUCUAAUCAGUUCAUCCACUUAGUCCUUUUCAUGUGCUGGCCUGCCAUUAGCCCAUGGAGUAAUGCGGACAUGGGAAUCAUCACGCUUCAGAGCUUCAGCGCGCAACUCAGGUUUCAAGGAUCGCCGCAGGAUCUUAGCAGCGAUGUUCGAGUAGUUUAUGUAAUUAAGACCGGCUUGUCUCCAGGCACUCAUUUUGUGUUUUUUUGCUAAGUUUUACAACUUGCAAAGUAGUGUCCUGCGAAUCCGAAGGAAAAAUCGAAUUUCGAAUAGGUCGGAUUGA